AUGGCGCAGAGACCACGAUGUGGAGCAUGCAGGCUUCUGAAUAAAAAAUGCACAGAAUCAUGUGUCUUUGCACCUUUCUUCCCUCCGCAAGAGCUUGAAAAGUUCCAGUGUGUGCACCAUGUGUUUGGGUCGUCCAACGUGAAGAAGAUGCUCAAUGCAGUAGACUUUGGUCAGCGUGAAGCGGUUGUUUUCACACUUGUGUACGAGGCUCGAGCCAGAAUCAAAGACCCCAUCUACGGGUGCGUCUACCGCCUCUUCCUCAAAGAACAAGAGAUAGUUAUGCUUCGACAAGAAAACGAUUCACUCAGGGAUCAACUCGCGCUUCAGAUAGGUUAUCAAGGUUUAGUUCAAAUGCAGCCUACGCAGCAGAUGGAUCAGCAACAAAGUGGUUCCGCGUUUGAAACGCAGCCUACGCCGCAAGAGAUGCGUUCCGCGUUUGAAACGCAGCAUCACACGGGUCCUCAAACUCAAGAAAGGGGUUUCACGUUUGACACGCAGCAACAAAGCGGUUUUGCGUUUGAAACUCAGCAACCCAUGAGUUAUCAAGGUUUCCCGCAAGACAUAGUGAGAGGCUUGCAACAUGGUCAAAGCGAUGUUGGGCUUGAGGCCAUGUUGUCCAACACUAUACAGCAUUCUCUGCAACAACAAAGUGGCUUCACGUUUGAUAGGCAGCAGCAAAGGGGUUUUGCGUUUGAAAAUCAGCAACACAUGGGGUCUCAAGGUUUCACGGAAGAUAUAGGGAGAGGCUUGCAACAUGAUCAAGACGAUGCUGAGUUUGAGUUGUGGAGGGCUGGCCUCGAUUCUGAGUUUGCUGAGUUUCUGUUGUCCAACACUACACAGGCUUCUCUACCACUGCCACCGCAGGACAAGCAGACGAACUCUGAGACCGACAAGGAGGUUGCGUAA
This is a messenger RNA of Brassica napus (rape), 906 nucleotides long. RefSeq names its product LOB domain-containing protein 36-like. The transcript has a single exon. Bases 1 to 906 code for a protein of 301 amino acids. Gene Ontology annotation, biological process: hormone-mediated signaling pathway; positive regulation of DNA-templated transcription. Gene Ontology annotation, cellular component: nucleus. Lineage: Eukaryota; Viridiplantae; Streptophyta; Magnoliopsida; Brassicales; Brassicaceae. The record is from RefSeq and is a predicted model, not a curated record.